This is a messenger RNA of Fusarium poae, 2418 nucleotides long. RefSeq lists its product as uncharacterized. Lineage: Eukaryota; Fungi; Ascomycota; Sordariomycetes; Hypocreales; Nectriaceae. The record is from RefSeq and is a predicted model, not a curated record. Gene Ontology annotation, molecular function: hydrolase activity, acting on ester bonds; aldehyde dehydrogenase (NAD+) activity. Bases 1 to 2418 code for a protein of 805 amino acids. The transcript is spliced from 8 exons.
AUGCUAUCGAAGUUGAUACUUCCGGCUCUUGCCAGCAUCUUGUUACAAAACACUGCUGUCCAAGCAGCGGGAGAUAUCGACUAUCUCAUCACAUUUGGAGACUCAUACUCUCAAACAUGGUUCGAUAUCAACGGCGAGAAACCUUCCUCUAAGAACCCUAUCGGCAACCCUCCCUUCCCAGGCUGGACAGCAUCCGGCGGGCCCAACUGGGUUGGUAGUAUCGUCACGGAACAGAACAACUCACUCGUCUUGGCAUACAACUUUGCCUAUGGAGGCGCCACCGUCGAUGCAAACAUCAUCAAGCCGUAUCAGGACACUGUCUUGAGCAUGGUGGACCAAGUAAACCAGUUCUCCAACUCAAUCGCUAAGAAGCCCAGUUAUGCACCAUGGAAUGCACAGAAUGCUGUUGCCGGGGUUUGGAUUGGUGUCAAUGAUGUAGGAAAUUCGUUCUAUCUGGGCAACAUGGCCGAUAUUACUGAGAGAGCGGUCUCAAGAUACUUUGAGUUGCUCAAGGUCAUGUAUAAUGCUGGACUGCGAAAGUUUGUCCUGUUGAGCGUCCCACCAACUCAGCUCACACCAACCAUGAUCAAGCAGGGCCCCGAUUCUAACGCUAUGUUGGUCAAGUCCAUCAAUCUAUACAACAGCAAGAUCGCAUCCAAAUUGCAGGCAUUCAAGCAGGCCAAUUCAGGUGUUAAAGCCAUCGUUGUCUACACCUCUAUUUCUUUCAACAAGGCGAUUCAGAACCCCACUGCUUACGGGGCACCGGAUGCUACAUGCUUCAACAACAAUGGAAAGUCAUGUUUGUGGUUUGACGAUUACCAUCCCGGCGUUGCCAUCAACAAGCUUGUCGCAGAACAGGUGGCGACGGCCCUUGAAUCCAAUGGAUUUGGAUGCUUGCUUUCCACUCUCUUCUUAUCAGCGAAAUACCUAAUUCCAAUUUCCAUCGCCUCCAAGCUCCAAAACCCAAUGAUGGCUUUUCCUGACGACCAAAAAAUCGACUUCAAAGUCUUCCAAAACGUUAUCAACAACAAAACAAGCCCAACAUCACAAACCCGCCAUGGCAUUUGCCCAAGCACCGAAGAGCUACUCUGGGAGAGCCCGGUCUCCACCCAGGAAGAUGUUGAUCGCGCUGUAGACGCUGCCAAAGCAGCCUACCCUCUUUGGCGUAAACUGUCACAGGAUGAGCGUUCUGAGUAUUUAGUCAAAUUUGCCGACGCUAUCGAGGCGCAUAAGCAAGAGUUUAUCGACCUGCUCGGUCGUGAAGCCGGAAAGCCACCUCAAGCUGGAGCAUUUGAACUCAUGCUUGUUAUGGAGCAUGUUAGGAAAACGCCCGAGUUGAGGCUCAAAGAAGAGAAGCCUGAGGAUAAUGACGACCGAACUGCCAUUGUACGAUAUGUACCACUGGGUGUAGGUGUAGGCAUUGUUCCCUGGAACUUCCCCAUGAUCCUCGGUAUUGGCAAAGCCUACCCAGCCAUGCUUGCCGGCAACACCUUUAUAUGGAAGCCUUCGCCAUACGCUCCCUACUCUGCUCUCAAGCUUGCAGAGAUUGGAGCUAAGGUCCUUCCUCCAGGCGUAUUUCAAGCUCUCAGUGGAGGAGACGACCUCGGACCGAUGCUUACUGCGCAUCCUGGUGUAGCCAAGGUGAGCUUCACGGGCUCAACAGAGACAGGAAAGAAGAUCAUGGCAUCUUGUGCAUCUACGCUUAAGCGUGUUACACUUGAAUUGGGAGGCAACGAUGCUACUAUAGUGUGUGAGGAUGUUGAUAUCCCCACCGUAGCUGGAAAGGUUGCUUUCCUCGCCUACGUUCACAGCGGACAAAUUUGCAUGAACAUCAAACGCAUCUAUGUUCACGAAAGCAUUUACGACGAUUUCCGUUCCGCUGUAAUCGGCUUUCUUGAAAACAUGAAGAGCGGUGGCUUCUCUGAUGCAGAAGCAUUCUUCGGUCCGAUACAGAAUAAGAUGCAGUUCGAAAAGCUACAGCGUCUUUACGGGGAAAUCGACAAACAAGGAUGGAAAUCCGUAACCAGUUCCGGGGCCACAAAGCCAGAAAAGGGUUAUUACCUCCAGCCUACUCUUAUUGACGACCCACCUGAAGACUCAGAGAUUGUUCAAACUGAACCCUUUGGCCCCAUCGUCCCCAUGAUGAAAUGGUCCGAUGAGGAUGACGUUGUCGCCAGAGCUAAUGCAUCCAACUUGGGUCUUGGUGCAUCGGUCUGGAGCAAGGACGUUCCUCGCGCAAGACGAAUGGCUGAGCAAUUGGAAGCUGGCAGCAUAUGGGUCAACACACACUUCGAAGUUGCGCCUAAUGUGCCUUUUGGUGGUCACAAGAAUAGCGGGAUUGGAAUGGAUUGGGGAGAAGUGGGACUAAAGGGAUGGUGCAACCCUCAGGCAUACUGGGUGAAGCAUUCAGGAGUCUAA